Messenger RNA from Candidula unifasciata, 429 nucleotides. The record is from the annotation of a GenBank genome assembly. NCBI's taxonomy places the organism in Eukaryota, Metazoa, Mollusca, Gastropoda, Stylommatophora, Geomitridae.
AUGGCCAGUUUCGAUGGCAAAAUUGAAGAAUUCUUUAACGCAGCUGACCUUGAAGGCAACGGCUACCUGACUCGCCUUGAACUGUGCAAGGUUCUUCAACAGGCUGGGGACAGUCGCAGCGUGGACGACAUCUCUGGCUGGUUCAGCGAAAUUGAUAAGAACGACGAUGAAAGGAUGACUUUGCCAGAACUAAAGAAGGCCUUGUCCUUGAGAGAUCCCAAAGACGUUAAGGAAUGUGAGCUUCGCGCUGUCUUCAAACAGCUGGACAAGGACAACUGCGGCAGCAUCUCCAUUGAGGAGCUGAAACAAGUGCUGGCCGAACAAGGGCUGGCUGGGGACGCAGAAGCCAUCAUUGACCAAGUGGACAAGGACGACAAUGGAAAAGUCAGCUUCGAGGAAUUUCUCCGAAUGUGGAAGACCAGUUGCUAG